AUGAAGGCUUCACAGAGUAGACAGAAGAGUUAUCAUGAUAAGCGAAGGAAGGAGUUAGAAUUUGAAGCAGGUGACCACGUGUUUCUAAGAGUCACGCCUGUGAACAGUGUUGGUCGUGCCCUGAAGUCUAAGAAGCUGACUCCACGAUUUAUUGGUCCUUAUCAGAUUUCAGAGAGAGUUGGGACUGUUGCUUAUAGGGUGGCGUUACCGCCUAACCUUUCGAAUCUACACAAUGUGUUUCAUGUAUCACAACUUCGGAAGUAUGUUCCAGACCCAUGUCACGUGAUUCAUAUGGAUGAUGUGCAAGUGAGAGAGAAUCUUACUGUAGAGACGAUGCCGAUUUGGAUCACAGAUCGUGAGAUAAAGUCCCUUAGAGGUAAGGAUAUUUCGUUGGUGAAAGUAGUCUGGACGGGGACUACCGGAGAAAGCAUGACGUGGGAAAUGGAGAGCAAGAUGCGGGACUCCUACCCCGAGUUGUUUGAACGAGGUAAGAUUUUCAAGGACGAAAAUAUCGUAAGUGGGGGAGAGUUGUAA
This is a messenger RNA of Vicia villosa (hairy vetch), 534 nucleotides long. RefSeq lists its product as uncharacterized. The record is from RefSeq and is a predicted model, not a curated record. NCBI's taxonomy places the organism in Eukaryota, Viridiplantae, Streptophyta, Magnoliopsida, Fabales, Fabaceae. The transcript has a single exon. Bases 1 to 534 code for a protein of 177 amino acids.